Messenger RNA from Eimeria maxima, 1187 nucleotides. RefSeq lists its product as hypothetical. The transcript has a single exon. The record is from RefSeq and is a predicted model, not a curated record. The annotation marks the transcript as partial. NCBI's taxonomy places the organism in Eukaryota, Apicomplexa, Conoidasida, Eucoccidiorida, Eimeriidae.
AUGGAAGACACCCCUGAAGGCUAUAAGCCUUCGAGUACAGACACCCCCCCCCCAAGGAGAGAGGCAAUACAUCCUAUCGUUCAUCAUGAAUAUUCCUCUUCUUAUCUUAUUUCUAGGGGGAAGAGGGGCAGCAGGAAAUUUCUACCAUGGGGGGCGGUUAUAUCCAUUUCUACAGCUGCCGUUCUUGCCUUUCUCAUGUUAAAGUGCUUCAAUUCACUAGGUCUUGAGGCAGCUAACCAAGAUAUUUGGUCUUUGGGGGGCCCCUGGGGGGCCCCUAGGAGGUUGGCAGGGGGAGGAGGGCACUCCGAAUUGCCAUCAGGAUGCAACUAUGGAGAGGGCGAUGAGGCGAUGGAUACUUCCCCUGAUCCUGAAGGUGAAGCAGCUCCCAUGGAGACAGAAGGAGCAACCGGAGUACAAGGAGAUGCAGCAACAGCAGCAGCAGCAACAGCAGCCGGAGUUGAAACAGGAGCAUCUGGAGGUGGAGGACUACAACAACAACAACGAGGCCAAGGAAGAGCAGCACCAUUAGCAACAUUCGAUGGUGGCCUAGAACAGGGCUUUGAAGAUAUAAAUGACGAAUUAGAAGAAUUAGCAGAAGAAUUACAAGACGAUGAAAACUUUGAUGGCGUCUUUCUUUCACCAAUUUCAUCAUCUGAUGAUUGGUCUGAUGAUUGGGGUUCUCUUGGCAGUGCGUCGGAUGAUGAAGGACGUGACGAAUUGACUUCAGGAACAAGAGAAACCCAAUCUCCAUCACGACACUCUCCCGUGCCAUCAACGUCUUAUGCACCUGUCGAUAGUGGUGAAGGACACUCCAAAACCUCCACACCCAGCAUUGUGCCGCCAGCACGAGGAGGUCCUGAUGAGGGAGCAGCAGGCGCAGCUGCUCCUGAUGCUUCUCAUGAUGCACCUGCUGAUUACCCACCGCACCCGUCUACCUCUUCGAGCGAGGGAAGUGGUGUUACAUAUGAUGAAGAGAAAUGGGUACCAGAGUUCAGUGCAGGAUCAGGAGAGAAGGUACCGAUGAUAUGGUUAGGACCUGGCAAAACAUCUGUACCUCCUCAGGAUAUUCAACAGGCUUUGGCUGCUGCUCUGAAAUCUUCUGCUUCCGGUGAAGGCGUUACAUAUGAUGAUGAGAAAUGGGUACCAGAGUACAGUUCAGGAUCAGGAGAGAAGGUACCGAUGAUAUG